This is a messenger RNA of Nothobranchius furzeri (turquoise killifish), 3703 nucleotides long. It is a transcript of the gene calcrla, whose product is annotated as calcitonin receptor-like a. Gene Ontology annotation, molecular function: adrenomedullin receptor activity; calcitonin receptor activity; calcitonin gene-related peptide receptor activity. Gene Ontology annotation, biological process: cell surface receptor signaling pathway; angiogenesis; adenylate cyclase-activating G protein-coupled receptor signaling pathway. The record is from RefSeq and is a predicted model, not a curated record. NCBI's taxonomy places the organism in Eukaryota, Metazoa, Chordata, Actinopteri, Cyprinodontiformes, Nothobranchiidae. Gene Ontology annotation, cellular component: plasma membrane.
CGUGGGCUCGUUUGUGAUGUAACAGGAAGUAGUGGGUUGGUUUCCAGCGUCAGGCUGACAGCCGCUUCAGAUGCGCUCAUUGCGCGCCGGAGAUCCGCUCUGAUCGCCUCCCUGCGCAACAGCCGAAGCCUCGGAGGAGCUUCUGAGGAGAAAUCCCCCCGAAGGCGUUCAGAGAUCCAAUCCCCUGCUGCUGCAGAUCCGAAACUGGUGAAUUGUUAUCAGAUCCCAACAUGGCUGACAGGAAGUGGGGGAGAUUUGGAUGGAGUCGGAUGGCGGCUUUGAUGCUGUUAUGUAAUUUAACCAGGUUUCUAGUGAAAGCCAGCAUGGAGGUAAAUGAAAGCCAGCAGCAGCAUCCUACCAACGUCUACCAUGACAUCGGAGUCACCAGGAACAAGAUCGUUACGGCGCAGUUUGAGUGUUAUCAGAAGAUAAUGAAGGACAACACACACAGCAGACAAGAGCCCAUGUGCAAUCGGACCUGGGAUGGCUGGCUGUGCUGGGAUGACACUAAAGCAGGAGUCACGUCUGAACAGCACUGCCCCGACUACUUCCAGGAUUUUGAUCCUUCAGAAAUGGUGACAAAGAUCUGCAGCGAUGGCGGUCAGUGGUUUCAGCAUCCUGAGAGCAACCGGACGUGGACCAACUACACUCGCUGCAAUGAGCACACCAAUGAAGGCAUGAUGACGGCUAUGAAUCUUUUCUACUUGGCUCUUAUCGGACACGGACUCUCACUCAUCUCCCUUUUCAUCUCCCUCGCUAUUUUCUUUCAUUUCAAAAGUUUGAGUUGCCAGAGGAUCACCCUUCACAAAAACCUCUUCUUCUCAUUUGUCCUGAACUCUGUGAUCACCAUCAUCUGGCUGACGGCGGUGGCGAACAACCAGGAGCUGGUGCAGAGGAAUCCAAUGAGCUGUAAAGUGUCCAUGUUUCUGCAUCUCUACCUGUUUGGGUGUAACUACUUCUGGAUGCUCUGUGAGGGCAUCUAUCUGCACACGCUGAUCGUGGUGGCCGUGUUUGCUGAGAAGCAACACCUGAUGUGGUAUUACCUUCUGGGCUGGGGCUUCCCUCUCAUUCCUGCCUCCAUCCACGCCAUUGCUCGAGGUUACUACUAUGACGACAACUGCUGGAUUAGCUCCAAAACAUCGCUGCUCUACAUCAUCCAUGGUCCCAUCUGUGCUGCUCUCUUGGUGAAUUUGUUCUUUUUAUUGAACAUCGUGCGAGUUCUCAUCACCAAGCUGAAGGUGACCCAUCAAGCAGAGUCCAGCCUCUACAUGAAGGCGGUCCGGGCCACCCUCAUCCUGGUGCCACUUUUGGGAAUUCAGUAUGUGCUGCUUCCCUACAAGCCUGGAGGACGUGUCUCUUCAGAGAUUUACGACUAUAUCAUGCACAUACUGAUGCAUUAUCAAGGUCUGCUUGUGGCAACCAUCUUCUGCUUUUUCAAUGGAGAAGUCCAAGCAGUUCUGAGGCGACACUGGAACCAGCAUCACAUCCAGUUUGGCAGCAGCAUAGGAAACCAUUCGGACGCCAUGCGCUCGGCCUCCUACACGGCGUCCUCCUUCACUGAGGUGCAGGGCUGCUACACCAUCGACGGUCAAUCAGAACACAUGAACGGGAAGAGCUGCCACGACACGGACGUCUCCAUCCUAAAACCAGAAAGUCCCUUCGCCUGACAGCUUUCAUUUUUUUUAAACUCAGUCCAUCCUUUUAACAUCCUGAGACCUGCAGCGUGUUCCGUGGAAACAAGGGAAGCUGAGGAAAUAUGUAGGGAAGAGGAUUUGGAUGGAAACAUUUCUGUAUCAGCCUCCUGCGAGGUGAGCUCCCAGCAGCCGGACUGGGACCAGCUUGGAUUAUCCGAACACGGUUGCAAUCUUUCUUCCUCACAGAAGCUUUGAGCUAAAGAACCAGUGACUGUUUGUUCUUUAUUCAUCACACUGUGCACAAAAACCUUUUGGUUACACUAAGUUCUUACGAAGCGGUUUGUGCCAUCUUUACCUUCUGGCUUCAUCACAAAUAAUAAAAAUGGGACAAAAAAACAUGUAAAUCAUAAUAUAUUACAGCACAUCAUUUAUCAUUUUACACUUGAUUUAUCUCAACACAUUCUAGUUUAUCAAAAGAUGACAGAUUCAGUACCAUUCAGUAUUUAUUAAAGAUGAUUUAAUGCUUUUUUUUUUUGGAGGAAAACUGUGUCAGCUUAACAUGAAAUUUCAGAGCAUCUUGUUUACCAUUCAUGUUUUAAAUGCAGAUGAUCAUCAUUUCUAACCAAAACGCACCCUUUAAAUCAUAGUAGGUUUUGAUCUCCGUCAGGGGAUUUGUUUUAGUCAGAGACGUUACACAUGCUGCAGAAUCUCAUUUACAAAUGAAUGUAAAGUCCAUUCCUGAUCGACGGAUUUGAGCAUGGCUGAUGGUGAGACCGUAAAAUUCACUGAUGAAAAUCUGGUUUCCAUUAUGCAAAAAUCUGCGGUUCGUCGACAUAUUAUUGAAAUUAUUUGGAUUUGUUUCAUUGAUUGGAAUUAGGAGCUGAUCCCCAAGUGACGACUAACAUUAAUAUAAAUUCGGCAUUAGAGAAAUAAAGAUAAAAAGCAGAAAAACUGCAGAAUAAGUCAAUAUUUUAACGGUAAAAUAUCAUUCCAUUUUAAUUUCAUGAAAGAGACAUUUUAAUUUGAAAAUCAGGCAAAUGAAGUCUAAUUAGUUUCUUUAUGAAAAAAUCUCAUUAAAGUUGCUGGUAUUUAGUUGGAUAGUAAAACUUCUUAAUGUCCAGUUUCAUUGCAUUUUUAUUUAACACUUAAAAUACAAGACAUAGGCUGAAAUUGGUGGAAAAAAUAGAAAAAUAAAAUGCUAUUUGAUUGAAAAAGAUCUAGAAGCAACAUUUUAAAAGAUUCCACAGUGCCAAAGAGAUGGAUUAACAUUACAUGAGAUGGAUUACAUUAUUACAUGAACAACAUGUAAUAAUCUUAAUUAAAGAGUAUCAAUAUGAGACAACAUUCUCACUCUCUCUGCACUGUAAACAAAAUCUUUUUGUCUCAAUCAGCUGAUCAAACGUAAACAAAACAAUCCUUUCUUCAUCAGAUAUGAACGUUGUCACUUAGCUCUUCUGCGUCCUGGUUUUACAUCCAUCUCAUCCGUAAUGCUGGGAACAUGAAUCAGAUGUAAGAUGUAAAUAAUGUUUUUGUACAUGUGAGAAUACGAGUGCAUGAUUUAUAUAUUUAUGAGAAGCAUCCAGCCUCUGCGUUGUUGUGCUGUAGGCCAACGUUGGAGGAGGCGCUGCUUCUGCAUCCGUGUGACUUUCUGACCUGUCAUCACCCCCGUUAGGGCCUGUCACCUCUCCAUUGUGCCUGCGUUAGAAAACAUGAGGUUGAUAAACUCGAUUUGUGGUCCAGAGAAAUCAUCCUUCAACAAAAUGUCACUGACGUCGUUGCUGGCUGUUUGUCUUUUGAAUGUCUCCCGUUUCAGUCUUUAAUAUGACUGUGAUGACUAACGGCGCUUCGACAGGAAGUGCUACUUCCAAAAUGAUCUGUGAGUUUUAUUAUAUCUGAAUUUUAAUUUCUCUUUUUGAACAUGAGAAACGUUUCUCUUCGAUUCUUUGCGAGGCCUUUUGUGACGCAUCAUCAUUUAUGAGUAAACUCAUGCAGACUGUGGUUGUGUAAACUCUUGUGUAUCUUUCAUUUUGCAUAUUUAUGUCUAAUAAAUUUUCAUUUUACUCUCCAAA